UUGUACUUGUUCAACGUCCUGCUUCCUACUGGAUCUAGAAGGUGACCCUACCAGGAGUGCCCUGUCCUAUCCCACAUGAGAUACUGCGACAUUGCAUGGGGGCAGCCCAGCUCUGACCCUGCCCAGCCUCACUGACCCAGGACAGGUAUGGCACCUCCAGACACUGUCCGGAUCUCUGCGGUGGAGAUGGCCAUGUAUUACAGCCUCCAGCAGGCUGCCUCCCUCCUGGACUCUGUGCUGGAAAAGAUGUCCGUCCCCAUCUAUGCAAAAGACAUUACGGAUCUCUUGAUGAAAGAGCUUGCUUUUCUUUCUGGUGGUCGUGGAAGAGAUAAUGACUGGAUCAUCACAUUUCCCGAAAAUGACACUUUCAAUGAAGUACCUGAAAGUAUCCUUCAGACAAUAUUAUCUUAUUUAACCUCCAUUCCAAGCAAACAAGAAACAGAUGUUAAAUUCAUUCUCCUAUUGGACAGAAGGUUGGACACAUGGACGUCUGUAAAACUAGCUCUACAGAAAUUAUCACAUUCGUUUCCGGGGAAUUUGCAUCUGGUUUUAGUUCUUCGACCAACUGGGUUUUUCCAGCGCACUUUCACCGACAUAGGAUUUCGGUUCAGCCAGGAGGAUUUCAUACUAAAAUUGCCGGUUGUGAUGCUAAGUUCUGCUUCGGACUUACUGAAGUAUAUUGAUGAAAAACAAUUAACACCAGAGUUUGGAGGGACACUGCAAUAUCGCCACUGCGACUGGGUUGUCUGCCGAACAGCUAUUGAGGGCUUUGCACUGACCGUAAAAGAAAUUGCUCAGUUGCUACAGGGUUUUGGUACUGAAUUGGCUGAGACCGAGUUACCAAGCGACAUGUAUUCAAUUGAGCGCAUUCUAGCAAAUCGCACUGAAAAAUACUGCCAGUUGAAGGAAGAUAUGACAUCAGUGAUGAAGGAAGGCAACCUUUUACUUAAUAGCUUUGAAUCACCUGGCUGCAGUUUUAGUGAAGACAGCGAACAUCAGAGGCACGGAGACUGGGAAACUGUGAACAGGCUGCUUGCUCAGUUACUUGAAAUGGAAACUGCCUUUGAUGGUUUUUGGGAGAAACACCAGCUUAAAAUCAAGCAAUAUUUAGAACUGCUGAAGUUUGAGCAACAUUUCCAAGAGCUGAAAAACUCAAAUGAGUAUUUGAUGGCACAACAGGCAAAUAUUCUAAAUACAGGAGACAAUGUCGCAGAAGUCAGGCAACGCUUAAUGGAUUUGAGCAAUUUAGAGGAGAGCUCAAAGGAUUUAAUGUCAAGGUCUCAGAUGGUAAUUUUACACGGACACCAGCUAGCCGCAAAUCAUCAUUAUGCACUAAAUUUAAUUUGCCAGCAAUGCAAUGAGCUGCGGCACAUGUCAGAUGUUUUGUCAGAGGAGAUAAAAAAGAAGCAAGUUCGACUUUCUACAACCCUCGAUCUCCACAUCCAGCUACAGCAGGCCCUUGAAUGCUGUGAUAAAGGUGCUUAUUUUCUAGCUAACCAGCAAAUGGACAAGUGUCAGUCAAAGGAGGGGGCACAGAAAGCCCUGCAAGAUGUGGAGAGGUUUCUGGAAGACUCCAGUCUUUACUCAAACUACGACCCUGAAAGCUUGCUGUGUGAAUAUCAAGCCAUUUUAACAGAUGAGCUAAAGAACCAAGUUCAAGCUGUUCAUCUCAAAAUUGAAAAUGUGCGAGGUUUGUUUGAGAACAGGCAAACUUGUCUCAAAAAGUUGGCUGAUAAGCAAGUGAGGCCGGUUCAGUUGGUGGCCCCUCGACCAGAGACUUCUCCAAGAGCAAAAUCACCACUGUUCUCACCAAGGCAUGGUAUGGAUUUCAAUUCAACUCUGAAGUUCUCUUUUGACAUAACAUUGCCAGGAAAAAGAACAACACGGAAAGUUCAAACUUCUCGUAAGAUUGAAGUGAUGCAUGACUAUCAAGAAAAACGCAACUCCCUGCAACUAUUUAUUUCAGAAAGUGAAGACAGCUUGGAUAUUUUUAAAGGGCAUGUUAUUCAUGAACUGAUAGAGACUGAGCGGAUUUAUGUAGAGGAACUUUACACAGUAUUAUUGGGAUACAGAUCCGAAAUGGAGAACCCAGCUAUGACGCAUUUCAUGCCACCGUCACUGCGAAAUACAAAGAAUAUUUUGUUUGGAAACAUGCCCGAAAUAUAUGAAUUUCACAACAAAAUGUUUCUACUAAAUCUAGAAAGUUGUAUUGGAGCUCCAGAAAAAGUUGGAUUCUGCUUUCUUGAAAGGAGAGAAGAUUUCCAGAUGUAUGAGAAGUAUUGCCAGAAUAAACCACGUUCGGAUUCUCUCUGGAGACAGUUUUCAGACAGUGCUUUUUUUCAGGAAUGCCAAAGAAAAUUGGAUCACAAACUAGCGUUGGAUUCAUAUCUACUAAAACCAGUGCAGCGUCUUACUAAAUACCAGCUACUGUUAAAGGAAUUACUGAAGUACAGCAUCAACUCCGAAGGAAUCGAGGAAUUGCAAGAAGCCUUGGUAUCUAUGUUAGACUUAUUAAAAUCAGUGAAUGACUCAAUGCAUCAGAUUUCUAUAACAGGUUACAAUGGAGACAUACAUGAUUUAGGGAGAAUACUGAUGCAGGGGUCUUUUAGUGUAUGGAUUACACACAAAAAAGGCCCCACAAAAAUGAAAGAACUUGCUCGUUUCAAGCCAAUGCAAAGACAUCUGUUUUUAUAUGAGAGAGCUAUUGUAUUUUGUAAGAGACGAGAAGAUCCUGGAGAUGGACACAAUAAAACACCUUCAUAUAGUUUCAAGCACUUUUUGAAGAUGAAUGCUGUGGGUAUCACAGAAAAUUUAAAAGGUGACAAUCGAAAGUUCGAAAUUUGGUACAGCGGACGAGAGGAGGUUUAUGUUGUGCAGGCCCAGACAGUAGAACAGAAGUCUGCCUGGUUAAGUGAAAUUAGGAAGAUUUUAACAAAACAACAAGAACUUAUAAAAGUUGAGAAACAGAAACAGAGUCCUUUCUCCGACCAUACUCUGAUGUCUCCACAAAUGAAUGAAGGGAAACGUCAGAGGGCCUCUGUUAGUUCUGAAGAAAAUGACUCAGAAAACACUAGCCCUAUAAUGUUGGAAAGUUUACAUCUCUCACCGCAACACAAAGCGCAUAGAGGCUGGACAGGAAUGUCACAAUCUUUAGAAAUUUGCGAGGGACUUGAAGGCUGGUCAAGCCAUCAUUGCUCUUUUCCUUGCUCUGACACAGAAGAGGAGGACACACUACAGUUGUCUCCAGGUAAAUACAAAGCACUGGCUGACUGCAAAAAAAGAGGCUCUGAAGAUAUUCUGGUGAAAAACGGAGAUGACAUUCAGCUUUUGCAGGAAGAUUCGGAAGGGCAGUGGUUAGUGAAAAAUUUGGACAGAAAAAAAGAAGGCUGGAUUCAUGGCAACAAUUUGCAGAUUGUCAUUGGCGAAUGCAGGAUCCGAGCAGCUAAGAUAUCAGAAUCAACCCUUUGCAACACAAGGAAGCUAAGUUCUCCUUAGACUGAUUGAUCAGUCUGAAUGCAGUCUUUCGGAGGAGAAUCAGAAAGAUAUUACUACAAAGUCAUGUUACAAAUAAAUGCAGUCUUGCUGAAGCCAUCCAUAAUACUCUUUGUAGGAGCAGAUUCAAACAUAUUUCAUAAUGACGUUACAUUUUUUUAAUAAUCUCAUUUUGUAAGAUGAUGUACAUUGGAUGGAUCCAUUUUAUCAUGUUUCAUUAAAUUUUUUUAACCUGGUACAAAAGAAUGUUUUUAACGAGGUGUAAAUACGUGCGCUAACCGUAGCAGAUCAUUCAUUUCAGGCUUGAUCACCGUUUUACCCAUUUUUGAGUAAAACAUUUGCACUUGAAUUGUUCAGGCUGCUGUGUGCCUACUGAUGAUGUUUGUCAUGUCACUAGAAUGGUUCGAAUUGUAUCUUCUUUAAUGGAAGUGACUUUUACAUCAAUAUGAACACACUGCACUCAUUGCCACAAUUUUGUGGUGAAAUUUGACUCAUUGCAAUAAACUUCUUCAUCAUUCUUUUGCUGAAUGUAAAUUCAUGUUUUAUAGUUCUAAACGUUUUUGCAUUGAUGGCGAUUAUGAUCGUAUGUGUAAGAUCUAAUACAUGUUUUGAAAAAGAUACACGUCUCUUGUGCUUCCAUAAGAAAUCUCCUCCUGAAAGGAGAUAUUAGGAGGGAGCUAAAGCUACUUAGUUAUAUUCUUCUCCCAUGGUAUCCAGUUUUUCUUUCCAUAGAAAAUAAAGUGUUCUGGCAGCUUCACUCAAGACAUUGACAUCCGUUUUUACAACCAUAAACCUAGAGUACA
Messenger RNA from Pelobates fuscus (common spadefoot toad), 4295 nucleotides. RefSeq names its product MCF.2 cell line derived transforming sequence (gene MCF2). Gene Ontology annotation, molecular function: guanyl-nucleotide exchange factor activity; protein binding. NCBI's taxonomy places the organism in Eukaryota, Metazoa, Chordata, Amphibia, Anura, Pelobatidae. Gene Ontology annotation, biological process: intracellular signal transduction; dendrite development. The transcript has 30 exons. The record is from RefSeq and is a predicted model, not a curated record. Gene Ontology annotation, cellular component: cytoplasm. Bases 148 to 3495 code for a protein of 1115 amino acids.